CCGGGGUGGGCGUAGCUGGCCGCUCUACAAAGUUUGUUUCUGCCUCGGGCGGUGGGGGAGGGCGGCGGGCGCGAGAGGAGACGAGGGAUCUGACGUCAGGCCGCGAGGUGCUUUCCAGCCGGGAGCUGUCAGGCGGGUGUCAGGCCGGGCAGGUUCGCAGCGCACUCUCCCGGGCCCCCCGCCCCGCAUCCCCCACCCAGCACCCUGCCCGCGGCUGCGUGGGCCGGAAAGCCGGCGGGGAAGGCUUCAAGGAGGUUCAGCCUAGCCCCCAGGCACCAUGUCGGACAGCGAUCUAGGUGAGGAUGAAGGCCUCCUGUCACUGGCUGGCAAGAGGAAGCGCAGAGGGAACCUGCCCAAAGAGUCAGUAAAGAUCCUCCGGGACUGGCUAUACCUGCACCGCUACAACGCCUACCCCUCAGAGCAGGAGAAGCUGAGCCUCUCCGGACAGACCAACCUCUCAGUGCUGCAGAUAUGUAACUGGUUCAUCAAUGCCCGGCGGCGUCUUCUCCCAGACAUGCUCCGGAAGGAUGGCAAAGACCCUAAUCAGUUCACCAUUUCCCGCCGUGGGGGUAAGACCUCAGACAUGGCUCUCCCCAGGGGGAGCAGCCCUUCCAUGCUGGCUGUGUCUGUACCCGCCCCCACCAACGUGCUCUCCUUGUCAUUGUGCUCUGUGCCGCUCCACUCAGGCCAAGGUGAGAAGCCAGCAGCCCCCUUCCCACAAGGAGACCUGGAGCCCCCCAAGGCCCUGGUGACCCCUGGCAGCACCCUUACCCUGCUGACCAGGGCUGAGGCUGGAAGCCCCACAGGUGGACUCUUCAACACACCGCCACCCACACCCCCAGAGCAGGACAAGGAGGACUUCAGCAGCUUCCAGUUGCUGGUGGAGGUGGCACUACAGAGGGCUGCCGAGAUGGAGCUUCAGAAGCAGCAGGACCCGGCGCCCCGGCUACUACACACUCCUCUCACUCUAGUCUCAGAAAACCCCAAGUAAGCACCUGCUGCCAGGUGGCUCAAGGCUCAGGCCAGUGAUCCUGGGUCCUGGUUCGCUUCUCUUUCAUACAGAGGGUUUCUACAGACCACUGCCAAGCUUUGGGGUCAGCUCUGUCUGGAGGUUCUCAGCGGAAAAACCCCAGCUGGUGUCACUGCACUGUGAAGGGGGCCUGUCCUCUGCUGACUGCUGUUCCUUCAGGCCUGGAGUAGACCAAGGGACUGAGAUAGACAUGGCCUUGUUGCUGCUUCUCCAGAGAUGCCCUGGGACACCUGUGUUCCAGCCGGCUUUCCUCAGCACACCCAGGAAACCUGCCAAGUUGAGACUCAAGCUGGGUCCAAGCUGCCCCGAAGCUGUGCCUCCUUUGGACAAGCCAGGUGUGCACAUUCCAAGUUCCUAAGUAGGGACAAAAAAACAGAACCCAGCAGAUGUCACAGAACCGACUCCAGUUGAAUGUUUAGAUUUUGUUAAACUGUUUAUUUCCCCUUUUUUACUAUGGUUUGCCUUGAUGGCAGUAGGUAGGUCAGGUGUGGGGAGAGCAUGCAUAUGUGGUGUGGAGGUGGAUAAGCUGGGGGUGAUCUCCCACUGCUCCUGGGGAUGACUGUAUAAGGAACCAGCUGAAUCUCUGCAGUAGUGUGAAAUUCCAAGUGGGAAUGGUUUGGUUUACCCCAUUAUAAAAGGCAGAAAAAAAUAUGUGAACCUACUAGAUGCAGGGCAGAGAAGGGUGAUUAAAAACAGGUGUUUGUUUUUAUUUUUGUAUCUAUUGUAUUUUGGGGGUGGUAACCUAGAAUGAGGCAGUUUUUGUUUUUUUUCCUUUAUCUUUUUAAUGUUUUCCCCUUUGUUCCUGAAGAUGUUGUCCUGUGGCGUGAGUUUGGGAUUCCUGUGGGAACCUGGCGAGAAAGUCAAAAGCUCUCAGAUCUCCUCCAUGGGGAGAAGUGGGCCAUCUGCUGGUCAGGAGGCCCUUGGGAAAGGCCGCUUGACUCACAAAGGUAGCAGGAAAGCUCUCUUCCUGGAGGAAGCAAAGGCUAGGGCCUACAGAGGCAGCGCCAAGUUAGAAAUGAGCUGUGAGCCUGGGGCUGUCUGUUUCAUCUCCUUUCAAGUUGGAGUUGCAGAGGCCUGCCAGAAUUUCCCAGCAAAACAGCUCCAGGUGCUCUUAAUCUCUUCCCUUUUCUCACCUUUUACUUGCUGUUUUGUUUCUGAUAGUUUUCAAGGGCCUUAUACCCCAUCUUUAUAUAUCCUAAGAAACACUAAUCCUAGGUUUUCAUUAGCCAAGAUAUGUUCUAAAUAACCAGAAGACUUGAGGAGCUCUGACUUAAGAGUUUCCUGAGGUUGCCAGGUUGUGAACACAGAGCAGGGGACUGACUUGGGGUGCCUGCCCCAGAGAAAGGUAGAACACUAUUCUGGCCUUUCUGUAGAGCCCCCUGGCACCCUUGAGGAGACUUCUUCCAUCUCUCCUGAGUGGUAUAGCCCAUACCUUGCUGAGGGAAUGGGAAUGGGGGCAUUUUGCUCUCUGUAGGGGAUUCUUUCCUAGGCACUCUCUCCUGCCUCUCUGGUGAUCAGGGUCCUCAGCACACUGAGGCCCUGCUGGGGAAGGAUAAAUGUGGCAGUUUCAGGGUUGGUUGAGGCUGCUGUUUGCCUACACCUCUACCUGGCUAUGUCUGAGCCCAGGUCCCAUAAUGGCUGCAGUAGGAGACUUGGAGUGUAUUGGCUGGAUGGGAUUGUUUUUUCCUUCCCACAGUGCACUGAGCAGAGGGAGCAGGGAGGGAGCCGUGCUGCUGACUUCUUUAGGCAUUCCCCUCCUGGUAUAAAAUGGGACGUCUGGGGGUGGGGCGUCUUCUGCUUAGGUUGCUUGUAAGGUAAUUCUAGAGAAGCACAGUCAUCCCGUUGAACAAUAUU
Nannospalax galili (Upper Galilee mountains blind mole rat) is the source of this 2884-nucleotide messenger RNA. It is a transcript of the gene Tgif2, whose product is annotated as TGFB induced factor homeobox 2. Gene Ontology annotation, biological process: regulation of transcription by RNA polymerase II. The record is from RefSeq and is a predicted model, not a curated record. NCBI's taxonomy places the organism in Eukaryota, Metazoa, Chordata, Mammalia, Rodentia, Spalacidae. Gene Ontology annotation, molecular function: DNA-binding transcription factor activity, RNA polymerase II-specific; RNA polymerase II cis-regulatory region sequence-specific DNA binding. The coding region runs from base 278 to 991 and encodes 237 amino acids. The transcript has 3 exons.